Messenger RNA from Papaver somniferum (opium poppy), 3100 nucleotides. Its product is annotated as protein PHOX1-like. NCBI's taxonomy places the organism in Eukaryota, Viridiplantae, Streptophyta, Magnoliopsida, Ranunculales, Papaveraceae. The transcript has 4 exons. The record is from RefSeq and is a predicted model, not a curated record. Gene Ontology annotation, molecular function: protein binding. Bases 651 to 2756 code for a protein of 701 amino acids.
CGUUCAUUUCUUUGGUCGAGACGUUGAGAAAAAACAACAACCAGUUUUCUUACACAAACGCAGACCCGCCGUCCUCCUCCGUCCAUUUUGGAGCCGCUCUUCUCCGGAGAAUCUUUGUCUGAAUACCGUUCAACUUUUUAAUAUCUUCUUCUUCAUCAUCAUCAAGAUCUGAUUAUCAGCUGAACCAGCUGGUUCAGAGAGAUUCCCUCUGAAACAAAAAAAAGGGGUGUUGUUUUAAGGGAAAGAAACGGCUGAGUUUGCUCGGCCGGAUUAUAUAUACGUUACACAGUAUGGAUUCCAAACAGAUACUGUAGAUUAUUGAAGGCCGAGUGAACAGAUACUGUAGAUUGACUCGGCCGAGUUGUUCGUCAAUUGGAUCAGGUUAGUGUAACUGAUGAUACACGUUGAACGGUGGAGACGAACCUGACUGAUACGGAGCUGACUUGGGCCGAGUUUUGAGGUUGCUGAUUUUGGAACAAUAUUCGGUCAAUUUUGUGAAGAAUUUUUGUUUGUGGCAUCAAUUAUCCUACCAUUUGUGUGUGAAUAUAUACUUAGAAUUGUGAAAACAGUAGACAGACAGAGAAAAAAAAAAGAUCUGGCCUAUCUUUGCAUUUCGUUGGCAAUAUCAUUGUUUUGAUUUUGGAUUGGAUAUGGGAAAACCAAGUGGCAAGAAGAAGAAGAGUGAUGCAAGUUUGAAACACAGCAGAUCAGGAGAGCCGACCCCUAAAGCAUUUGAUGAGGAUGAAGCUGUCUUUGUUACGAUGUCGCAGGAAUUGAAGGAUGAAGGAAACAGGUUGUUUCAGAAGAGGGAUCAUGAAGGAGCUAUGUUAAAAUAUGAAAAGGCCCUUAAGUUGCUUCCUAGAAACCACAUAGACAUUGCCUAUCUUCGGAGCAACAUGGCAGCUUGUUAUAUGCAAAUGGGUAUAGGUGAGUACCCUAGAGCAAUCAAUGAAUGCAAUCUGGCUUUAGAAUCCACUCCCAAGUACAGCAAAGCUCUCUUGAAGAGAGCAAGAUGUUACGAGGCUCUAAAUAGGUUGGAUUUGGCCUUAAGAGAUGUCAACUUGGUUUUGAAUGUGGAACCAAAUAAUCUCACUGCAGUUGAGAUUGCACAAAGGGUAAGGCAGACACUCGAGAAAAAAGGUCUCACAGUUGAUGAUAAAGGGGUAAUUUCGGUUCCAAACUUAGAUCCUCCUGUUGCUUCUCCUACUUGCAAAGUAAUGAAGCAGAAACUAAGAAAGAAAAAGAGCAAUAAAGCUACUGAAGAGAAGAAGGUCGAUAUUGAGGAUUUGAAGGCAGAUCUUGAGGAUAAGAAGGCAGAGGAUAAGGUGGUUGUGGAGGUUGAUGUGAGUCCUGUUAAGGAAGUAGAUACCCUAAAGACUGUGAAAUUGGUUUUCGGGGAAGAUAUAAGAUGGGCUCAAAUCCCUACUAAUUGCAGUGUUCAACGUGUAAGGGAGAUAAUUCAGGAUCGAUUUCCAGGCUCGAAAGCUUUUCUCAUCAAAUACAGGGAUCAAGAGGGAGACUUGAUAACUAUCACUUCCACAGAGGAGCUUAGAUGGGCUGAAGUAUCAGCUGAGCAACAUGGUUCAAUCAGGUUAUAUAUUGUUGAAGUUAAUUCCGACCAGGAACCGCUGUUUUUGGGAGUGAAGACCUGUUCUGAGGUGCCGGUGCUUACAGCAAACCGUAAUGGCUCAGAGAAUGGCAACACUCGGAAAAAUGGAAAAGGAGAAAAAGGGUCAUAUAUUCAAGAUUGGAUCAUCCAAUUUGCUGGGAUGUUCAAGAAUCAUGUUGGAUUAGAUUCUGAUGCUUAUCUUAACCUCCAUGAACUUGGAAUGAAGCUUUACUCUGAAGCAAUAGAGGAUACUGUUACUAGUGAAGAAGCUCAAGAUCUUUUUGAGUUGGCGGAAAAGCAGUUCCAAGAAAUGGCAGCCUUGGCCAUGUUUAAUUGGGGUAAUGUUCAUAUGUCUAAGGCAAGAAAGAGGGUUUCCUUCGUCGAAGAAUCUUCAAAAGAAUCCGUACUUAUGACAGCUAAAAGCACAUAUGAGUGGGCACAGAAAGAAUAUGUAAAGGCUGGGAAGAGAUAUGAAGAAGCUUUACGGAUCAAAGCAGAUUUCUAUGAAGCACAUCUAGCACUUGGGCAGCAACAAUUUGAGCAAGCAAAACUUGUAUGGUGUUAUGCUAAUGGAAGUGGGGUAGAUUUGGAAACAUGGCCAUCUACAGAAGUUCUCCAACUUUUCAACAGUGCCGAAGAUAAUAUGGAAAAUGGGUUGCAAAUGUGGGAAGACAUAGAGGAGCAGCAGCGUCUGAGCAAGAAACAAGCCAAACAAAAUAAGUUUAAAUUGCACUUGAAGGAAAUGGGUCUGGAUGGGCUAUUUACAGAUGUAUCAACCGAAGAAACUGCAGAAAGGUCAACAAAUAUGAAGUGCCAGAUUAAUGUCUUAUGGGGUACGAUUCUGUAUGAGCGAUCUGUGGUGGAAUUCAAACUAGGAAUUCCACUCUGGGAAGAAUGUCUAGAGGUUGCUGUUGAGAAAUUUCAACUUGCUGGAGCUUCUACAACUGAUAUUAGCGUCAUACUGAAGAACCACUGUGCAAGUGAAACUGCUAUUGAUGGUCUGGAGUUCAAAAUUGAUGAGAUAGUACAGGCAUGGAACGAGAUGUAUGAUGCUAAAAGAUGGCAGCUUGGGGUUCCAUCUUUCCGACUUGAACCAUUAUUUCGACGUCGGGCACCAAAAUUGCAUGAUAUUCUAGAGAAUUUGUGAGUUUUAUUUAUUCAUACUUUUCCUUUGGCGUGUUUGAGUUAGGAUAAAAAGUUCAUCAUUAUAGAAAGAUAAAUCAUUCUUUUCUCAGUCUAGGUAAAAUCUCAAAAAAUUCAUGUGUCAGUUUGCGUCUUUUGGAAAAACAAAUUGAUGGUUAUAAUACUUUACAUUACUCUUUUUUGUUUGUUUGUUUGGAGCUGGUGCCACCAAGGGACUCCAGAACAUGCCCUUGGUCGUCUAGCAUAUUUUAGACAGGUUUUAGUUUUUGGAAUUGAAGUCUGUAUUUUGUUGACAGUUAUCACCAUUUAAGAUAUUCAUGGUUAUGUUACAUUUUUUUUCUUUUUCUA